CGGGCGCUCCGGGGCAGAGCGGGCCGGGCGGGUGCGGCAGCGGCCUCGGGCUCGGCGCUGGCCCAGCUGAGCUCUGAGGGAGGGUCGGGAGCGCAGGUCCUGCGAGGAGCGGCUGGGGGUGUUUAGCCUGGAGGAAAGGAGACUUGGGGGCGGCUUAUCGCCUCUAGGAGUGCCUGGGAGGAGGCUGGGGCCGGGCUGAGGUCGGGCUGUUCUCCCGGGCAACCAGGAGACAGCCCUGAGCUGCGGCACGGGAGGUCUGGGCUGGCGGAACGCUGGAAUGGAAUGCCCUGGCAGGUGGUGCAGUCACUGUCCCUGGAGUGAGGUGCUUUAGGAAAGACUGGAUGUGGCACUGGUGCCGUGGUCUGGUUGACAAGUUACUAGUGGAAGAGGAGGAGGAGGAGGAUGGGGUUCCUCUAACCAGAGAUACAGUAAUGUUAUCCAGCCAUCUUCCUUCAAGUCUGAUUCGUGGGGUGGCAGCAGAGAUCACGGAAGAGGAUUCUUUGGCUCCUCUGACUUUGGAUCGUCAGGCGGCAGCAGCAGAAAUGCAGACUUUUCACAGAACAGGUUCUCUGCCUUAGCCCACGGUCAAAGUGUUGCUGAUGGCUCUAAAGAUGAAGAGGAGAGAAUUCUUGAAUGUGUAGUGAAAGACAUGGAAAUUUGGGAGUCUUCUGGACAAUGGAUAUUUUCAUGUUACUCACCAAUGAAAGAAAAGCCGAAUGUCUCAGGCUUUUCAGAUGUCUCGCCAGAAGAGCUGCGUCUGGAGUACUACGACAGCAGAGCAAACAAUAUCGUUGGAAAUUAUAUCAAUGCUGUCCAAAACUUAGCAGUACAAUGGAAAAAUCGGCUACUUCAGUUAAAAGCUUUAAAUGCAUCAACAAAAGCAGCUUUGCUCUCUGCUUUCAAGGCCACAGGCUCUCAACCAGCACCUGCCUUUGGAAUGGGAGGACAGCAAACCUCAGGCUUUGGGCUGUCAAGCUUUCCAGUGAGCAGCAGCAGCAGCAGUACCAGUGCCAGCAGUUUCUCCUUUAAGGCCAGUUCCAGCCUCAUCAGUUCAACAUCACCUGGGAGCAGCCCUGCUGCUGGGAGCUCUUCUGCUGCUGCAAACGCUCCUGCAUUUGGGACAGCAUCCUCUCCUAGUGCGCCCCAACCCGUUGGCUUUGGCAGCCCGGCCGCUCCAUCCGCAGCCUCCUUCUCCUUUAAAGCAGCUGCCACGGCUGGUGGCUUUGGGACUUCUGGCUUCUCAGGCUUUGGCAGUGCUUCUGCUGUGAACUCUGCAAGCACCACUCCAGCAGCCUUUGGAGCCUUUGGUGCCACUUGUGGCUCGCCUGCGAGCGGUGCUUUGUUUGGACAGAGCGCCAGUGCCUCUGGCCAUCCUGUCACCUCAGUGUCUGCUGCAGCCACCAACCCCAGCCCUGCCUCAGAGAAGUUAUUCACACCCAAGAGUGAACUGUCAGCUGAAGAGUGGCAGCAGUUUGAAGCAAAGGAGUUCACAAUCGGAAAGAUUCCUAUUAAGCCACCACCAUUAGAACUCUUAAAUGCUUUCGAUCUUGUAAGUUUAUUCAGAAGUAACAUGUUCUGAAAUGAAAUGAAAUGCUACUUUUAACUUUUUUUUAAUCUCUCAAGUCUCCUGCAGGAAUAAAAUUACCAGUAUAAACAUGUGGACAUUGUAUUUUAUAAUUUCUAAGUUAUUUUGGGACAGACUUUUUACAUCUGAGAAAUGAACUGUUGAAAAUAAAAUGGAACAUUUGCUUUUC
Passer domesticus (house sparrow) is the source of this 1754-nucleotide messenger RNA. It is a transcript of the gene NUP42, whose product is annotated as nucleoporin 42. Lineage: Eukaryota; Metazoa; Chordata; Aves; Passeriformes; Passeridae. The transcript has 7 exons. Bases 650 to 1579 code for a protein of 309 amino acids. Gene Ontology annotation, molecular function: nuclear export signal receptor activity; metal ion binding. The record is from RefSeq and is a predicted model, not a curated record. Gene Ontology annotation, cellular component: nuclear envelope.